Macrosteles quadrilineatus (aster leafhopper) is the source of this 3727-nucleotide messenger RNA. RefSeq names its product coiled-coil domain-containing protein 22-like. Bases 97 to 1809 code for a protein of 570 amino acids. The record is from RefSeq and is a predicted model, not a curated record. Gene Ontology annotation, molecular function: cullin family protein binding. NCBI's taxonomy places the organism in Eukaryota, Metazoa, Arthropoda, Insecta, Hemiptera, Cicadellidae. The transcript has 11 exons. Gene Ontology annotation, biological process: positive regulation of ubiquitin-dependent protein catabolic process.
ACUUUAGGGAAUAGGGAUUAAAUUAUUUAUAUUUAUUUGAUUCUUUAUUACUUGUUAUGUAAACGGGUUAUUGCAGUAGCACACUUUUGUCAUAAAAUGGAAGAAGUCGAUAAAAUAAUUCUUCAAUCGUUCAAGGAAAUCGGUUGCACCUUUGAAGAAGACGUGGUAAGCCUACGGCAGUUCACAGCUGAAAUGGUUGUAGCAGCAGCAGCUCGGUGUAUUAAUGUCAUACAACCAGGACUCGACAUUCCCUCAAAACUGCCUCCUUCCAUGUCCUCGAGGUAUAAACUGGGGACUGUGAUAGCGGAAGCUUGCAUCGAAUUGGGAUAUACUGGAGAGAUUGGUUAUCAGACAUUUCUGUAUGCGUCUGAAGCUGAUGUUAGAAAAGUGUUUAUGUUUCUGGUUGAGAAGUUGCCGAAAGAAUCAGACAAAACGUCUUCACAACCUGAAGAAUCAUCGUCCAGUUUGCGCCAGAGGUUUUCCAUAGCCUUGAGACAGCAGCUGACAAUACCUCACUGUCCCUCGGAGUCUACCUCGGCUUCAACAUCCUUCGUCUCCGUGCCUCUCGAGACUGGAAUCUCUCUCCCCGGCCAGAAGAGGGACUGUACGCCUCAAGAAUGGCGAGAAUAUUGUGUUCACCGGUUGCCGUUCCUCCACGAACAAGUUCCGCACACCAGCCUAUUACUCCCCUCCAUCAUCUCACAUCACGCGCAGACCUGUCUCGGACUUCCUGUCUCCUCUGCUACCCCCUCCACUCCCCUCGAUGCAGCCUCUUCUUCCUCUCCACCAGUCAACUCAUGGAUGCAGAUUGCCUCGUCUCUUCUGUACACCAAGGAGCCAAGUAAAAAAUGGGAAAAGAUUCCAGAGAAGGAGGAUAAAGAACCAGAGGUAGAGGAACAAGAGAAGAAUGAAGUUAACGAGCAAGAAGAACUAGAGAGAUUGAGGGAGAGAAUGGACCAGCUUACCGUAGACAUUAAGACUGUAACCAGCAAACUUACUCAGGUGGCCACAGAGAGACAGAAGCAAGAGGCAGUGCUGUCGAAGCGCAAGCGUGAGGCUGACCUAAGACAGACGACGCUAGACUUGCUACCCGACAGUGCUGCCAACACGAGCAAGCUGCAGGAACUGGUGGAGGAGCAGGCGAGGACUCUACUGAGACUGGGCACUCAGUGGGAGAAACAUCGAGCGCCUCUAGUGGCGCGGUAUAGGGAGGCGCGAGGACGGCUCAGUGACAAGGCCUCAGAGAGUGCCAGACAACUGGAGACAGCCAGACAGACGAGAGAGAGACUGAGGGAGAUGAAGGAAGAGUUGGCAGUCAAGGAGGCGUUACAAGCCAGACUGCAGCAAGACUAUGAUAAGCUGUCCAACACUCAAGUCACCAGAACUGCUUACACAAGAAGAAUCCUGGAAAUCAUCGGCAACAUAAAGAAGCAGAGAGAAGAGAUAGAUAAGAUUGUGGAAGACACCAAGCAGUUGCAGAGAGAUAUUAAUAUUGUCUCAGACCGAGUAGAUAGAUCCUUCACUUACGCAGAUGAACUUAUAUUCAGGGACUGUAAACAAGACAACGCGUCUCGUAAAAUCUACAAACUCCUGAUGCAGCUACAUUCCGAGUGCCGCCAAGUGGUGGAGAUGAUCGAAGAGACGGGCGCCACAGUGAGAGAGAUCAGAGACUUGGAAGAACAGAUUGAAGUGGAGAGGGCGAAAGAUACAGCGUCUAAGUUGGAGAGGAUUUCUGCAGAUCUGCGCCAGAUGAAGCAAGAGUCGACGGCCUUGAGAGCUCAGCUGGCGCGUGCUGGGAGUCCUUCGUGAUAUCAGCUGAUAGAUCUACUGGUACACAUACGCUACACACUGUGAUACGAUACUCAACUGACGGAUCGGAGGCUCAGACUAGUGGAAGUUUCAGAAGUCUACUUCGAAGACGGUGCCAGGUGUUGGUAAAAUCCCUCGUGAUGUCGUAAGUUUAUUUUUGGAAAAUGUUUACUUGAAAAGAUGUUUUAAGUUUCCGUUUGAGAGAGAUAUUUUUUGGAGUAUUUACUGUGAAAUUGUAUUUGACAGGGUUUUGGAGAAAUGGAGCAGCUAGAAAUGUUUUGGGAAAUAUUUAAGAAGUCCUUACAGAUUGUUGGUGAGGUGAAAAUUAUUAUGUAAUGAGUUUAAUUAGUCUUUUUGAUUGAUCAUACAAUACCAUUAUUGAAUUUUAAUAUCAUAUUGUGCAAAAAAGUGAAGUACACAAUAAAACACUAAGGUGUUCAGUGUUCACAUUUUGUAAAAUAAAUUAAUUCCAGAAGAUCGUUCUUGUGGUGAGGAAAGGCAAACAUGGGUACUAGGAUGGAAUGCUGACAUUGGAGUUGUGUAGUUAAUUAUGGUUUGAGACUGGAAAAAGUAUCAAUUAAAGGUCAUAUAGUUUGUUUGUGGAUAAAAUUUAAUACAGGUUUUGUGGACACCUUGAAAGUCAAACUGCAAAAAAAAACUUUUUUGCAAGUACUGUACAGUAGAGUCCCGCAAACUUGGCGUAAUGUGGACUGGAAGGGUGCCGAGUUUGUGAAAUGCCGGGUUAUCGGGAACUAGAGUUAAAAAUAAGAACAAUACAAUUUUUAAGCUUUUUAACCGCCUUUUUUAAUUAGAUUUAUAUUAUAAGUCAUCGGAUAUAGUACAACAAAUCCUCAGUACGAGUUACAAAUGAUUAUACUAGAGCUGACUUGUGUCCACUGUUUAACUCGGACUCAAAAAAUCACUAAUUUUCUGAGCCAGGUGAUGGCCGAGUUAUCCAGACUGCCGGGUUAUCGAGUGCCGAGUUUGCGGGACUCUACUGUAUUUGCCAAUAAUUGCUAUAGUACACUAUGUACAGCAGAAGAAAAUGCUAGUGCUAUUUUAAAACUUGAAAAGCAUAGUUCAGACAAACUUGAAUUUUGAUUAAACUGUUUAAUGAGUUAUUUCAAUCUUUGAACUACUUGAAACUUUAUACCAUCACUAGACUGCUAUGACAGUUUAAUUAUUAUUAAAUUUAGCAAACAGGAAAAGUGACUAUGUAUUUGGUACCUUUUUGUGUAUGCAAACUUACAAUUACAAAACGUCAUUUUGUAACCAUGGAGAAGUAAGGUACAGAGGAAACACACUUAUGGGACCAGUACGCUUUCAGCACUGGUAUGUUGAGCGGAAAUAUACUUGUGACGGGCAAGGUAGAGACCGAGCGGCAAACACUGUGUUCCAAUCGCACAGGGCACAGGGUCUUCUCCACCAUGAGCGUUGUAAUAUAUGAGGGUGAGGAGGGUCAUGUUGGACUUUGUCCUAGACACCAUUUAAGACGGUGUUACACUAUCGAUCUUUUCCCCGAACAAGACCCCGAACCGAGCAGGGAGAAGGGAGAAGGGAGAAUGUUCGAUAGUGUGUCACGGGUCCGUACACCGAUCCAGACAUCAGGCCGAGCAGGGAGACGAGCGCUCUGGAGGCGGUUUUUUGGCAAAAGAUCAAAGAAAUGAUCGGUCCGAUGUACGGAGUGAUGUACGAUAGUGUGUCACGGUACAUUUUUGCCCCGUACAUCGUCGCGAGCGCCGCAACGAGCGGCCGCCUGCGCUAGCGUUGAUAGUUCUAAUUUAAUAUGGCAAUUAAACUCUUUAAUUGCUAAAAUAAAUAAAUGUUGGGUAAUAUUUUGCCGUUAUAUAUUAUGGACAUUUAUGUUGUAAUUUUGUUGUUUGUUUGGUCAAGGUUGAAAAUGUAUUUUACAAGUUGA